This is a messenger RNA of Pseudovirgaria hyperparasitica, 354 nucleotides long. RefSeq names its product small nuclear ribonucleoprotein Sm D2. Gene Ontology annotation, molecular function: RNA binding. Bases 1 to 354 code for a protein of 117 amino acids. Gene Ontology annotation, biological process: RNA splicing; spliceosomal snRNP assembly. Gene Ontology annotation, cellular component: U5 snRNP; U1 snRNP; precatalytic spliceosome. The record is from RefSeq and is a predicted model, not a curated record. NCBI's taxonomy places the organism in Eukaryota, Fungi, Ascomycota, Dothideomycetes, Acrospermales, Acrospermaceae. The transcript has 3 exons.
AUGGCCGAUCCUAAGAUUCAAGAACUCAUGAACAAGCCCCGCGCUGAGCUCACGGAGUAUGAGAUUUCUGCGCUCGAAGAACAUGAAUUUACCUCCGGUCCGCUGUCCAUCCUCCAAACCGCCGUCCGAUCACACACCCAGGUCCUAAUAUCAUGCCGCAACAAUCGCAAGCUCCUCGCACGUGUCAAGGCUUUUGAUCGUCACUGUAAUAUGGUACUUGAAAAUGUGAAAGAAAUGUGGACAGAGACGCCGCGCAAUGCACAGGGAAAGAAGGGUAGACCAGUGAACAAGGACCGCUUCGUCAGCAAAAUGUUUCUGCGCGGCGACAGCGUCAUCUUGGUGUUGUUGAGUUAG